This is a messenger RNA of Durotheca rogersii, 6394 nucleotides long. RefSeq lists its product as uncharacterized. NCBI's taxonomy places the organism in Eukaryota, Fungi, Ascomycota, Sordariomycetes, Xylariales, Xylariaceae. Gene Ontology annotation, biological process: protein K11-linked ubiquitination; metaphase/anaphase transition of mitotic cell cycle; anaphase-promoting complex-dependent catabolic process. Bases 345 to 6197 code for a protein of 1950 amino acids. The transcript has 2 exons. Gene Ontology annotation, cellular component: anaphase-promoting complex. The record is from RefSeq and is a predicted model, not a curated record. Gene Ontology annotation, molecular function: molecular adaptor activity.
CAUUAACCACCUACAGGCGGCAAGUUGAGAUGCCCUCGCGAUCUCGCCGGCAACCCACCUCGUAACGCGCCUCCUUCUCUUGCUCACGGUUAGGCUAUGUCGCGCUUACAUUAGACGAGUACCAGCAAGAGGAAGGCGCGCUGCUCGUGCUCACCAACUGUAACGCAGUUGCUCCCAACUUAAUGGCGAAGCACUAGGCAGGGAUAUCCAUCUAGAUCUCUCCCUCUUCGCGUCCCCUCUCCGCAUCCGCGCCUCGGCAUCCCAAGACCGGCGCAGGGCCAGAAGCAGCCGGAGGCCCGGGUAUCGUUUAUAUACCUGUCUUCUAUGGAUUCGGCUGGGAAAAUAUGGCUUCGGUGACGUCUCUUGGCCUGCACCAACCCACCACCCUCCAGUAUGCCAUACAAGAACAGCUUCUGCCUGAAAACCCCCCUGCUUCCUCCUACGACUGGGACAUAGCCGUCGACUACGCUGCCGAGGGUGGAGGCGAAGAUGAGCUCCUGGUCACUAAAGACACCGUUAUUUGGUCCAGGGGUGGUAUUUUUCGGAAAUGCUUCGGCUUCAAGCUGGAGAAGGAGCCCAUUACUCAGGCUCUCCUAACGUAUUUCCCCAUCUCGGAACACACAGAUGAGCUACAGGGCCACGGGGCUGGUGGGGAUCGGGUUCCGCCUGACGAUGUAGAGAGGAAGCUGUCUAAGGCCUUGGUCGUUUUUCUCAAGACCCAGGCCCAUGUGUACUUCCUGAAUGGCACCAGUCACGUCGUCCAUAUGCCUUUCGAGGUCGAGUUUGCCUGCGCCGCCCCCACGGGUGUUAUAAUACAGCGCAAGCAGCGCCCUGACACCGGGCUGGCCGCGAGCCUCAAGUUCCCUCGCGUGCCGCCGAACUCCUUCAUCUCGAACCAGCUCUCUCCCGCAUCCAUCCGGGCCUCUCAGCAAAGCACAUUCACCACAGAGACCCUCGGCAAGCCGAAGGCCCUUCCCCUAAGGCUAACCUCGAGCUUGGAUACCCUCUGGGACCCCCCCAAGAAUGACUCUCCGUGGCCGCGCCUUGUAAUUCUGACGGAUCCCCUCCUGGAACUUGGACUGGUUGUCACGCAACCCGAUAAGUCUGCUAAGACGAAGAGCCGUCGGAGCUCAGAUAAAUCGCCCAAUUUUCUCGACCGCGCCGAGGAGAUUGUCCACAUCGAACGGAUACCACACCACCAUACCCCCGGAAGAGGACAUGCAAACCUAGUCCUAGCCGUAACGGUUAACCGAGAAACUUCCAUGUAUACGGUUUGGAGGCUUACCUACAUUCCGAACGACGACCCCUUCAUCAGCGCAAGGAAGCAGACGAGAAAGAAGACGGAUCGCCGUCGGAGUUCGAUGCAGCCGGGUUUAGCAAGUGGUGCUACGACGCCACUCCAUCCGAAUUUUAAGGAGAGCUUCGGUGCACCCCUACCGGGGAAACGGUCGCGCAAGAGCGAGAGAGUUGAGAAGAACGACAAAGUUCUUGAGAAUCUCGAAUCUUCGCUUGGGAUAGAGAAGGAAUCGGGUGUUACGCGCCGAACUUCGCGCCGCGUGAGCUCGAUGCUUGCCAGGGCCGAUCUCUCUGCCUCGCAAGAUAGAACGGCAUUUUCCGACCCAGCCCAGAUUUCUAACCACCCGAACUCGAGGAGGGACACUUCGCACGGCACCCACCGAGGCCGCGCUAGCGGCAUCUUUUCGGGGCCGAGCUUCAGUGUAAAUAACAAUUAUUCAGUAAACACUCUCCUGGAGGCUCCGGUCGAUAGCCUGCUAGAAGGGCUGCGGUCUACCGGCGACUUUGAAGGUUUCCGCAGCAUGGGUCUGGAUGAUAACGACUUUGAUGGACUUGCCCAGGAGGUUCUAUUCACCAAGAUUCACAGCAUCCCGAUCGACAAUAGUAACGUCCGGUAUUCGCUCUCGAAACUACCCGCCCGAAGACAGUGUAAAGUCUUCUGCCUAGCUGGUCCAGAGUUUGUAGAGAACGACCAUACUCGCCAGCAAGUCUUGGUGGGCAUACAAGAUCCGGUGGAGAAGCGCCUGCAGUUGCUAACUCUGCACUUGCAAUUGAACAACCAUUGCCCGCCAUCGUCCCCUGAGACUGACCGGAUAGCUGUGAACUUUGGACAGCUUAGGAAAGCCCAGAAUGUCAUAGAUUCGUGCAAGAUCGUCGACGGCGAAAUCUCCAUGAUUCUUCUAUUGUCACAAUCCACUCAAGGGCAGCAGCGCGAGCUUAGUAUCCAAGCGCCGUGGUCUCAGCUGACCCCCGUGGCGCUCCCGUCUAAGCUAUCGCUCUCUAAUAUACGUAGUCUUGACUACCACGGGAGCCUUGUUGCCCGGGAGGUCGGCCUUAGGAGAGCCGUCACUCCGGUAAUAGGAGAGAUUGCCGGAAUACACCAUCCAAAAUUGCACGGCGUUGUCGAUAUUCUGGAUCAGGACACCCACCAGUACCACCAGAUACGUAUUCAACUCCAGCCGUCCUGUCCAUGGGUUUCAAAAGUUCUCAAAGUCCUUCGGUUAAUCCUAUCGGCCUCGUCUGGAGAAAGACUCGUCGCCAACUGGUGGGAAAUUGUUUCGUGGCUUCGAGAACAGGAAGUUGAUGUUAUCAAUAUCGAGUGGUCCGCUAUUGUGAUCCAAAUCUUCUCGAUAUUCUUUGCUCUUGGCGUCGAUAAAGCUACUCUACCCGCCGACCCAGCACCUCGAAGAAGGCCGAGAGCUUUUCUCAGAUCAAGCAGCGGAGCGCAAAUCGACCUCGGCGACUGGGAUGCGAUGAACAGGUACGAGACUCCGGGAUCGUUGACCCACCCCCCUUGGAUAGAGAGUAAGGGGUGGCAAUGGGUUAUGGAGGAUGACGAGUCAUCCUUGACGAUGUUCCGGCCAAGCGCCGAGAAGGACAAAGCCGACUUUAUUUCUUCUCACUCGAAGCACGCUCUCGCGUACCUAUCUUCUACUCACAGCGAUGCUCCGUGCGGUCUAGACGGUUACCUCCCAACUUCCCCGGCUCAUGACUAUUCGACCCGGACGCGAUCUGCCCAAGAUGUAUUUAUUGCGCUACAUCUCUUGUUGGAAGAGCAAAAGCUGGAUAUCACAUCUUCCGAUGGAUCCCUGCUACCCUUGAUGGAUUUACGUGUUGUGCUGCUCCAAGUUGCCAAAUGGCUAGGAUGGCAGGAAUGGGCGAACUUUUACGAGCUAGGGAUGCCGUUGGACUGGCCUGAACAUCAACAAGAAUCGCUGACGAUUUCAAUUACGCUCGUACCUCCGGAGCCUGCCCCGUGGAACGUCCUCGACUGGAUUCGGGUGAAUCUCUCACAAGGAUCGGGGUUGUCUGCCACUAUGCCGCCAAUUCAUCCGGCAAUGGGCUCGAUAUUUGAGCGUAUUAGAAUGUUUGACAUCCUCUUCAAGACGCUCGCCCUACGGGAUCGAUCACCGACGAAUUUUGUUGAGGCAAUGCACGACAGCGGUGUCACGCCGAUUGUCUUGGAGUCUCUGCCAGAAUGCGUUCUCGUGCCCCUCCAGGACGCAAUCACGCAAUGCCAGCCAUCACCUCCAUCAACAUGGCCGAACGAGCUGUUAGACCUUGUCAAUAGAAGUGAUGUUGGUUCCGUUCUCACGCGGUCGGGUAAUCUCCGUGUGCGCUCCGCCAACGUGCUUGCUCCGACACAUAUGGCAUCGUGGGAUUUUAGCUCACUCUGUCAGAAUGCUACCGGCUUCAACGACGCACCAUCUGACGAUGUUGCUGAGAGCGACAAGCAGGCGGUAAUCCGGGCUAUCUUCAAAGAAGACCGCCGCCUUGACGAGACCAAGAUGAUGUUGAAUACGGCGAGGCCCCGGGUCGUACGGCUAGACCCGCACCCGAAGUGGACGGAAGCUUUUUACCUCGAAAGGCAGAAAGAGUUGGUGACGAGGCUUGCUAAUAACACCUUGUCUAUCCCGGCCGGCCGCGGUUUGAUGAACUACGGGUUGCGGUUCCCACUCCUAACCCAGAAGUUCCAUAUCAAUGGGUUUGUUCUAAACUGCACUGUCAAGCCGAACAAUGUGACCGUGGGGGUCGACAAGUCGCUAUUCACAGAAGAGAAAAUUGCGUGGGCGUUCUUCCACUCGGGCGUGGCUGGUGGGUUAUCUAUCUCCCGUCGAGCUAAGGGGAUAGAUACGUCCUGGAUUCUAUAUAAUAAGCCUGGGAAUGAUCUUAGCAAUAGGCACGCCGGGUUUCUCCUGGCACUCGGCCUCAAUGGUCACCUCAAGGGCGUUGCUAAAUGGGUCGCCUUCAAGUAUCUCACCCCUAAACACACCAUGACCUCUAUUGGGCUGCUCUUGGGGCUGGCGGCGUCCUACAUCGGAACUAUGGACUCCCUUAUCACGCGUUUACUAUCCGUCCACGUCACGCGUAUGCUUCCGCGUGGUGCCGCCGAGUUGAAUUUGUCUCCCCUUACUCAGACCACCGGCAUCAUGGGCAUUGGCCUUCUGUACUGCAAUAGUCAGCAUCGCCGGAUGAGUGAGAUAAUGAUGUCGGAAAUUGAACAUGUCGAGUCCGAAGACGAUGAGGAACCGCUGCGUAGCGAAUGUUACCGACUGGCCGCUGGUUUUGCUCUUGGCUUCAUCAACCUAGGCAAGGGGACUGAUCUGAAGGGUCUCCACGACAUGCGUAUCACCGAGAAGUUGCUGACACUCGCUUCCACCACGAAGAAAGCCGAGCAUGUGCACAUUCUUGAUAGGUCUACCGCUGCCGCUGUCGUAGCUAUCGCGCUCAUAUAUCUGAAGUCGGACGAUCACAUAGUAGCCCGAAAGAUUGAUGUUCCUGACGCAACGCUACAAUUUGACUACGUCCGACCUGAUAUCCUGCUGCUCCGAACCGUCGCCAAGCAUCUUAUUCUGUGGUCGGAAAUUGAAACGACACACGAUUGGGUUCGCAAGAAUCUCCCGCGACGCUACCAUUCGAGGAUGCAGCCACCCAGGCCCGGAUCGAACGACCCCCCCCCGGGACCGCUGAAUUCGACGCAUCUCCCGUUCCUCACAAUCCUGGCCGGCCUCUGCUUCGCCAUAUCUCUGCGUUUUGCCGGUUCCGGAAACGUGAGAGUCCGUGAUCUGCUACUCUCCUAUCUCCACAAGUACUACGGGCAGUGCUGUUUCCCUGCACCGAAAACCAAUUUUGAGGACCGGACCGUCCACGUCACGGCACGUAUGUGUCUCGAUGUUGUUGCGCUCUCUUGUGCUACUGUCAUGGCUGGUACCUGCGACCUGGAGAUCCUCCGCUACUUACGCUCCCUCCACGGCCGCAAUGAUCCCGACACGACUUAUGGCUCAUACAUGGCGACUCAUAUGGCUAUCGGUGUGCUCUCUCUCGGAUGCGGUACGCAGACCUUCAACACGUCGAAUCUGGCCAUAGCCUCCCUCCUCGUCGCCUUCUACCCAGUCUUCCCGGAUUACGUACAAGAUAAUAGGAGUCAUCUUCAAGCAUUCCGGCAUUUCUGGGUAUUGGCCACGGAUCCCCGAUGUCUGGUCACGAAGGACGUCGCAACGAACGCGCCCGUUGGUGUCCCGAUAUCCAUACAACUGAAGAAUUCGUCCGAGGAGGAUUUGCGCAUGACGCCCUGUCUCCUGCCCCCUCUAAGUGAGAUUCUAACUGUUCGCACCCUCUCACCGGAGUUCUGGAACCUCGAGUUGAACUUUGAUGCCCACCCCGAAUAUGGAGACGCAUUUAAACGUUCCCAAGCAUUGUACCUCCGCCGACGGCCUGUUAGUGACAGCCCGUUUGCAACGACUAUUCUUUCUCUUGGACGAAAGGGCGGAUUUGGUGGCAUAUCCUCUGACGCCGCAUCCCGACCCCUCGAAUGGCUAUUUGACAACAUACCAACAUUGCAAAGGCUCACGCACGCGGAGCGCAGCAUAGUGCUGGACCGCGGGGUGGGAGGACCGGAUGUGAGUAACAGCGCUGCAAGCGCAGUGGAUGUACGUCUAGUCCUCGAAAACGCCAUCGAGAGCGGAAACCGGAACGAUCUGCUGGGCUUAAAAUGCCUAUUCGAAUGGGAGGAGUGGAGAGCUAGGCGGGCUCAAGAGGACGAGAAGAAAAAGGAGGAGAAAAAGAACGAUGGUCUGAACGAUGAGAAGGGCAACGAUUCCUAUUGGAGCGGAGAGAGCUGGCUGAGGGAAAGCAUCGUUGAAGCUCUCAAGGGCGGCGUCUGGCUUGUCAGUAAGGAAUGAUCAUCCGCAUGAUAGGAUUCUUAUUCGGCGUAUAAUGGCGGGUUUGCAUCUAUAAGGGAUGUGGGAAGGGAGGUCAACCCUUGCAUUUAUACAAUGUUGAUUGGUGGACUUAGGUGCCACUACAGUAUUGUUCAUAAAAAUUGGGCAGUUAUAUAUCAUGUCAGUCAAGUACAAUCUUCCCGCGUUUCCCCCUUUAC